GAGAAGUCCCAAUAAAAGGAAAAACCCCGUGAUUAUUUGUUUCCCUGAAAGCAGAAGCAGCAAAACCCUAGAAAAUUAACAGCCUUUUCGAGCUCUUCUCAUGGAUCCUCCGCCGCCAGAGGCCGUCUACUACAUCUGUGGAGAUUGUGGGAUGGAGGUGCAGCUGAAAUCCAACGAUGUGAUUCAGUGCCGCGAGUGCGGUUACCGUAUCUUAUACAAGAAGCGUACUCGCCGCAUUGUUCAGUAUGAGGCACGCUGAGAAACCCGCUCAGAGCUCCUCAGCAUGGCAGCAGAUGACAUGAAAGGUAGAUGUCGCUUGUUAAAUACCUCCAUGUUUGAUACAACUUGGGGGCCAACUCAAAAUAGCCCGAUUGGGCAAGGUAAUUCAGUGUAACAAACGCAGCUGUAGUGACAUUAAAAUUGAACAUAUUGUUGUGAAAUAUUAUGUUUGGCGAUGAAUGGAACAUCAAGACGUCUGUUUGGAGCCUUAUAAUUGAGAAUGGUUGACAAAUGUUCAGUUUC
Molecule: messenger RNA, 522 nt
Organism: Pyrus x bretschneideri (Chinese white pear)
Lineage: Eukaryota; Viridiplantae; Streptophyta; Magnoliopsida; Rosales; Rosaceae
Product: DNA-directed RNA polymerases II, IV and V subunit 12
Exons: 3
Coding region: 101-259 (52 amino acids)
Biological process (GO): DNA-templated transcription
Cellular component (GO): RNA polymerase III complex; RNA polymerase II, core complex; RNA polymerase I complex
Molecular function (GO): zinc ion binding; DNA binding; DNA-directed RNA polymerase activity
Source: RefSeq, a predicted model, not a curated record